Molecule: messenger RNA, 201 nt
Organism: Iphiclides podalirius (scarce swallowtail)
Lineage: Eukaryota; Metazoa; Arthropoda; Insecta; Lepidoptera; Papilionidae
Source: the annotation of a GenBank genome assembly
AUGCAUCUGAACAAAGCCCACUCUGAUAUAUUGCCGAUGAAGACUGGCGAAGUCACUAUGGCCACGCGGCAUUACAGGCAUUCGCCGUGCGUCAUUGUAGACCUGGUUCGCUGCAGGCCGACUACCGGUUCCGGGACUAGGAGUUUUAGUGCCGACUUCGUGCGCGAUCUGGGGUCAUAUCGAAAAGAGCGCGAUGAGGAC